Messenger RNA from Pestalotiopsis fici W106-1, 762 nucleotides. RefSeq lists its product as uncharacterized. The transcript has 3 exons. The record is from RefSeq and is a predicted model, not a curated record. Bases 1 to 762 code for a protein of 253 amino acids. NCBI's taxonomy places the organism in Eukaryota, Fungi, Ascomycota, Sordariomycetes, Amphisphaeriales, Sporocadaceae. Gene Ontology annotation, biological process: proteolysis. Gene Ontology annotation, molecular function: serine-type endopeptidase activity.
AUGACAUCCUCAAGACCAGCUGUGCUUGUCAUCGGUGGUGCCUGGCAUCCACCAGCAUGCUACGAUCCUCUAAGAGUCCGCCUAGAGGCCAUGGGAUAUGAAUACUACUGUCCUCAACUCCCCAGCCUCGGAGCAGAGUCCAGGGGCGUCACAUUUGCAGACGACGUCGAAGCUAUUCAAAAGCUGGCGGUGAGGCUAUUUGAUCAAGGAAAGGAGGUCGUUAUCAUCGGCCACUCCUCUGGUGGUCUUCUCGCAUGCGAUGUGACUCAAGGGCACGAGGUCGCGCAGCGCGCAAAGGAGGGAAAACCAGGAGGCUUCCGCCAUGUCAUCUUCCUUGCUGCCUUUUUUGUCCCCGCUCGUGGAAUGGACAUGCUUCAGACGCUCGGCGGCGCAUGGCCCGAUUGGCAGAUUGCCGGAGAGCCGUAUACCAAGGGACAUCUCCUUAGACUCAAAGAUAGCGCCAAACAAAAGUUGUUCAGUGACUUGCCAGACAGCGAGGCCCAAAGGCUCUUUGAGUCUCUGCUGCCUCAUUCGCAAGAUGCCUUUGAGACGCCGUCCAAUUUCAUCCCAGAUGAUAUCACGAUGCCAAAGACUUAUAUCAUCUGUGAAAAAGACGCGAUACUUUCCAUUGAAUUGCAGAAGCGCCUAAUUGCACAAUCUCCUGGGUUCAGAUCGGAAUCCAUCAACACUGGCCACAGCCCAUUUCUGACUGAGCCAGAUGAGUUUGCUGAGCUGGUGAAGAAAAUAAUUAUUGCAGACUAA